Messenger RNA from Thunnus maccoyii (southern bluefin tuna), 2030 nucleotides. RefSeq names its product sphingomyelin synthase 2a (gene sgms2a). Lineage: Eukaryota; Metazoa; Chordata; Actinopteri; Scombriformes; Scombridae. Gene Ontology annotation, biological process: ceramide biosynthetic process; sphingomyelin biosynthetic process. Gene Ontology annotation, molecular function: sphingomyelin synthase activity; ceramide cholinephosphotransferase activity. Gene Ontology annotation, cellular component: Golgi membrane; endoplasmic reticulum membrane. Bases 373 to 1446 code for a protein of 357 amino acids. The record is from RefSeq and is a predicted model, not a curated record. The transcript has 7 exons.
CUCUCUCAGCAGCAGCCACGUCACCGCGGACGGAGUGACGCAUUUCCUCAGAGGCCGUUAACGAAAAAAAACACUGAUCUGAGGACAGUUACUCUGAAUUAAAGGGGAUGCCAGGCGGGGGACUGGAUACAGAUGGAUGGAUGGAUCUAAGAAUAUGUAGGGCUUCGGGGAGGAGCGCUCCCUCAAAAGCGAGUGGCAGUGCAGUGUAAUGUAGCAGUCCAGCCUGAGCGGAGCAGCGAUCAAACAGGGCGCAGCAUCAGGGAUUCAAGGAACUGCAACUACAGGAAGAGACACUAGGAGGCCCGAGCAAGGCAGUCAAAAAGCCUCAACCCAGAGGAACCGUGUGCCUGUGGAUGGACAGUGCAGGCACCCAUGGCAUCACAGGAGCUUGUGGAUACGAGAGACUCUGCCACUCAUAAUCUGAACCCAGGAAUGGAGGGCGGUGCCGUGCCCAGCACCGGGAAAACCUGUCCUGUCCACACCCCAGGUGGAGAGGAUACAAAGCGGGGAUUUCGGAAAGGCAUAGGGAGGCAUAAUGACUACGUGAAGAUAUCUGUGCCAGAGUCCAAGGUCAGUCGUCUGCCCAUGGAAUGGUGGAAGACACUGAUUGCCUUCUUUUAUGCUGGUUUUAACUUGGUCCUGACAACAGUCGUCAUCACAAUAGUCCACGAGAGGGUCCCACCCAAAGAAAGCAGCCCUCCCCUUCCUGAUAAAUUUUUUGACUAUAUUGACAGGGUCAAGUGGGCAUUUACAGUGACAGAAAUCAAUGGCAUGGUUCUGCUGGUCAUUUGGAUUAUCCAGUUGUUCUUCUUCAGAUACAAGUCAAUAGCGAGCAGGCGGUUCUUCUUCCUCAUUGGCACUCUGUACUUGUACCGCUGUGUUACUAUGUACAUCACCACCCUGCCUGUACCUGGCAUGCACAUGACUUGUGCUCCUAAGCUGCAUGGAGACUCCCAGGCAAAAAUCCAGCGAAUUCUGCGACUGAUUUCAGGUGGAGGUCUGUCCAUUACAAACUCCCAUCUCAUGUGUGGAGACUUUCUCUACAGUGGACACACUGUGAUGCUCACCCUCACUUAUCUGUUCAUCAAGGAAUACUCGCCACGGUCGUUUUGGUGGUACCAUCUGAUGUGCUGGCUGCUGAGUGCCGUGGGUGUGGUGUGCAUCCUGGUGGCACAUGAACACUACAGUGUGGAUGUGGUCGUGGCCUAUUUUAUCACCUCCCGACUAUUCUGGUGGUACCAUACCAUGGCCAACUUACAGACUCUGAAAUGCUCACCCAACAACUACCUCACUAACACCUGGUGGAACCCUCUGUUCAACUUCCUGGAGAAGAACGUCCAAACCGCGGUGCCGUGCUCAUACAGCUGGCCCAUCACCUGGCCUCCUGCCUGUCUUAAGAACCCCUGUAAGAAGUACUCCAUGGUACAGAGCACACGAGAGGAGUGAGUGGACCCUGAUAACCCAAGCAGUGUUGCUUGAUAAUCCGCUGAAGUGGUAUUCAUUCAGUCAAUCUUUCUUGGACAGGAAUUUAAUGGAACCAGAUGCAUUGCUAUAAAAGAAAUGUUUCAACAAAAAUGUAUCUACAAGGAUAAUCAUAUUGUCUCUGUGUGUUCUUUGCCACUGUAAUUUAUUUAUGAGAUAAAGUCCUGAAGAGUUGUCAUUGUUUUUGUAAAUGAUACCUGUGUCAGCUCCUAGUAAAUGUCAGACAAAAUCCAUUUGUAGCAACUGACUUGCAGGUUUGUCACACAGUAUUUGCAAGACUUGAUUUUGGAUCUGCUUCUGUAACCCCCUCAUACUGUAUUUGAUGACGGGGUUUACCUCAAUAUCAGUGUACUCAAGUCACAAGGUGCCUUAGUGUGUUAAAUGUCCGUAGGUCUACCAAAAAUGCCUUUAUGAGUCUUGGUGUAUUUUUUUUCUAUUAUUUUUUUUGAUUAUUAUUAAUUUUGUAUUAUUUUAGUACUCUUAAGUGUGUAUAUCCUAGCUGUAGUCUCAACAUUGUACUAUUGUAUUAAAAUGUAACCAUACUAAGA